Messenger RNA from Colletotrichum chrysophilum, 273 nucleotides. RefSeq lists its product as uncharacterized. The record is from RefSeq and is a predicted model, not a curated record. The coding region runs from base 1 to 273 and encodes 90 amino acids. The transcript is spliced from 5 exons. NCBI's taxonomy places the organism in Eukaryota, Fungi, Ascomycota, Sordariomycetes, Glomerellales, Glomerellaceae.
AUGGCCGCCAAUACUAGUACAUUUAACAUUGUCAUCGUCGGUGGCGGGAUUGCAGGCCUCUCCUCGCCGAAUGCUUCGAAAAUCGUUGAGAAGGAAUGGGGCCUCGAAGACUCACUUGCCAAGAAGGGCUCCAUGGCCGACAAGGCGUUCUGCAUUUAUGACACCGACGGCAAACUUCACGCCGAGAUCCCAUUUCAUCUCAAGAAGAAUUAUGGAGCCGUAGGCGAAGAGCGGUAUCAAGUCAAGAUGCAGAAACUGACUGCCAAGGGUUGA